CCUCAGGAGCGGGCACCACCGAGCAUGACACCGCCAGUCAUGACGAGAGUCACGCCGCCCUGGUACAGGUAGGAGACCUUCGGGGACGGUUUGGCCGAGCGCUGCUGCACAGCAGCCGAGGGAGCUGGCAGACGACGGGCGAAAGUGGGCCUGACUGUCGCAGGCGCAGGCUUUUGGACGGGAGAGGAAAUCCGAUACGAGGUCACGGACGAAGCGGUAUCGCUUUCGGAGUCGGAAAAGUCGCUUUCAGAGUCCGAGCUGCUGCUGCUGCUGCUGGCGGCGUCAUCGUUCACAGGCUGACGGCGUAUUGUCCGCAUGCGCGCGGCAAACAGAGUGGCUCGAAGGCGCAAAAGAGUCGGCUGUUCAUCCUGAACAGUAGCAGAAGCAUCCUGCACCUUGGCUGGUUUCGCCUGUUGCUCCUGGACACUCCCACCAUUCGAGAGGCUCCACCUCCACACAUCGACCACCGCUCCAUUGCCAACCCGCGCCUUGACGAACCGCGGCCCGAACACGAUCGAGAUCGUCUCGUCCGCCUGUCCGCCGAGCGCGGCGAACCACACGGCCCAGGGAAUAUUCGACCCGAUCGAUGCAGCGAACACCGCUGGCGGGGGUUUCGCGACAGUCAGAGUGAGGGUGGUGCACGGCGCACGCGUGCCGGAGAGGGAUGCGGUCAGGAUGACCUGGGCGGAGGUGAUGCUGGUGUGCGGGAUGGUCUGCAUAGAGCGGAGGGGGUUCGUGAGGUAGGCCACGACGUGCGCGACGGCUGAGACGUUGGAGGAUGAGCACAUGGUCGUGAGAAUUGGAUCUGUGAGGUAUCGUCCGGCGAUGGAUGCAAAAUCUAGCGUGUCAAGCGUGAAGGUCGUAGCCGUGGAAUGAGAAUGGGAAUGUGAAGGUCGUGCAGGUAGAAACGUCGAAAAAAGCGAAACGGAGGAGCAGAGCAGACGAGCAGGAGGUAAGAGACUGGGAGUCUUGGUGUCCCCCACACUCGUCCGAGGUUCUUAUACGUAUAGCGCCAUUAUACAUCGGACAAUGGCUUCGGGCAAAUGAACGCGCAUUGUUACAGAAAGAGAACAAUGGGUGUUUGUCCGUAUUUGUUGAACAGGGACAGCAUCUCUCGGGCGGCGGAUGCCAAUGACAAGAGUCGCACUGGCUCGUCCCAUCCCUUCCGGGAGAGUAGCAAACAGAAGACUCUGGCACGAGUGAGCUCUCCGUCCC
Messenger RNA from Mycena citricolor, 1215 nucleotides. Lineage: Eukaryota; Fungi; Basidiomycota; Agaricomycetes; Agaricales; Mycenaceae. The record is from the annotation of a GenBank genome assembly.